AACUAUUCUUCAACUGUAAAUAGACGGUUCACUAGCGGAAUUAAAAUCUGCUAUAUCUUAUUAGUUUGUCGUGCCAUUAUAGCUUUUGAUCAUGUCAGAAGUUGGUUGAGUAACCGGAUAUUUGACAAAGUGGUGAAAACCCCCAAAACAAACCAUGUCUGUCUUUGUUACUGGCUCUGUGGGCUGAGCAUAAAUGCAUCAAAAUAAGUCCCGUCGCGAUUCACUGAAGCUUCAUCUUGAAUCAGGGUAAUAAAAACAAUGCUACAGUUGCGUAAGAGCGUCAGUUUGGCGUGGAUUCUCGUGGUUUUCGUGCGGGACGAGGCACACUUUUACGCACGGUCUCACACUCAGCGCGCUUUUACGCACGCUGGAUAUUUGACUCCUCGGUACUGUAUGUCAAACCUCAGGAACCCACGUUAUUCUAUAGGAAGAGGCUGUGUGUCACUCAUUUUGAGCUCAUGAGAGGAUCAGUCUGUUUGUAGUCGGGAAGCCUAGAUGGCCAACUCUUUAACAGAUCGGUUAUUUACAUAGACUCUUUUUGCGCACGUCUUCCAUUUACUGUAUCUGUGAUCUUUCAAAGAGGGCUUUACUGUACAACCUCGGGAUUUACUUGAACGCCGUCGACAGGCAUUUAUAUCAGGGAUAAAACAAGAGGAGAUGAUGGGUUUGUCGUUGCUCUUCGCGCUGUGCGUGUGGAUAACUUUAGUCUCUCCUUCGAUGGGAACAGGGUUUAUGUAUCACUUUCCAAGCAUCACAGUGCAGCGGCAGCGAAUCAAAUCGGAACAGAGCGGCACCACCGGACCACCAGGUACCGGGUCACGUACCCUACUCAGGAACUGGUGUCAGUACACUGUUUCCAAAACAGUGACCUGUCAGGUGCACAAUGGGACAGAAACCACUGUGCAGAGAGUAUUUCAGGGCUGCAGAUGGCCUGGACCCUGUUCCAAAGUCGUCAGGACCCUCAUCAGGCCUUCCUUCAAGGUUGCCUACAAGCAAGUCACCACACUGGAGUGGAGAUGUUGCCCAGGGUUUGUGGGAGAGGAGUGUCGGGAGGAGUGUAUGAAUUGUACCAGCUUCACUGACAUGAACAGCAGAAUAUAUGCAAUUGAAUCAAAGAUCAGGCUUUUAGAAGAGGGACGUUCCUCCAUGCCCACAGUCAACAGUUUACCAGCAGGUUCAACUGACAAUGAGGUGGACGCACCUAAACCCACCCCAGUUGGACCACCGUCACACCUUCCACCAGGAGGUAUAGGGCCUCCAGGGCCCAUUGGAACUCCAGGACUUCCUGGUUCUGCAGGACCCGUGGGUCCGAGUGGAAAACCAGGCGUUCCUGGACCCAUCGGACCAAAGGGGGACAGAGGUUCACCUGGAGAAAUAGGUCUCCCUGGCCCUCCUGGUCCACCGGGUCCUCCAGGGCUGAGCAGCUCCUUUCCUCUACGACUACGGGGUGAUGUCUUUCAAGUCCACAACGAAGAGGAGAUCCCUGCUCAUCCAGCUCUCCCUAAUCCUCAGAUUACAGUGGGUCCACCUGGUCCAACAGGUCCCACUGGACCCCAAGGACCACAAGGACCUGCAGGGAUACCAGGCCUGCCGGGACAAGAUGGUAAGGAAGGCCUCCAAGGAGCGUCUGGGUAUCUUGGGCCUAAAGGAGAUCCAGGAGAAAGGGGACUUCGAGGUGCGUCAGGCGAGCAGGGCCUUCCUGGAGCACCAGGUCCAAAGGGAGAGCCAGGAGCAGGCAUGAAUGAAGGAGAGGCAGUGCAGCAGCUACGAGAGGCACUGAAGAUCCUGGCCGAGAGGGUCCUGAUCCUGGAGCACAUGAUCGGCAUUCAUGACAUCUCUGAGGGAUCUGGUUUUGGCAGCAUUUUGGACCCACUGUCUUUCUCUGCCACGAAGACCAAACGUCAAAUCCUAAUCACUCCUCACACUCCGACACCGGUGGAGAAACAAAGACAAGCUCCCCUUUAAAAAAAAAAAAUCAUCAUGACUUUAUUUUUUUUCUAAUAGAUAUUGCAUAUUACAUGUCCUAUUUGUUCAUAAUGUUUGAAUUGAUCUUUUUUUUUGUAUCACAAAUGAGUACUUUUGUAUAAAAAAAAAAAAAAGAGUUCUUUGCAGACAUGAGAUGUUGAGCAUUUCAUCUGUUGCUUCAUGAUCUCAGUCUCUAUAACCCUUGCAGCCGCAGCCCCCACCUGGUGAUGUACAAUGAAAUAUAAUCUCAGUAAGUGGGAUGAGUGUUUUGGCACUAUCCGUCCCUCAAAAUAAAGACUGCUCCUGGCAGCUGGACCUGUACUUUUUAGUGUCAAACACACUGUUGGAACAAUCUUGAGGUUCAUCUUUUGUUAGCUUGUCAAAUACAUUUUUUUUUCUUCUCCA
This is a messenger RNA of Solea solea (common sole), 2370 nucleotides long. It is a transcript of the gene col26a1, whose product is annotated as collagen alpha-1(XXVI) chain. The transcript has 14 exons. Gene Ontology annotation, molecular function: protein binding. Bases 658 to 1965 code for a protein of 435 amino acids. The record is from RefSeq and is a predicted model, not a curated record. Lineage: Eukaryota; Metazoa; Chordata; Actinopteri; Pleuronectiformes; Soleidae.